Porites lobata is the source of this 7066-nucleotide messenger RNA. Lineage: Eukaryota; Metazoa; Cnidaria; Anthozoa; Scleractinia; Poritidae. The record is from the annotation of a GenBank genome assembly.
CACGCAAUAACAAAUCCAUCCCUUAUUGCGAAUUCAUUAAAUCGCCUGAUAGAUUUUUUAAAGUGCUUACUUAUUUACAUUUCCUUAGGCUUAAUACCUAAUGCCUCGAAAUCGUUUUUUUAUUAAUAGCUUGGGCAAAAAUGCUUUUAAAACAUUUUAACUAUUUAUUCACAAUGGACGCAAAUUGUAGUACAAGUAUAUGCAAGUCUGGAAAAGACAAUUAAGACCAGUUCGAAACCAUUAAAUGUAGGGGCACACGCUUCAAUAACCAUCUCUCUUUUUUGCAGAUUAUUUCAUAAUACAGGGAUCCAACAUGAGGCUCAGAUUCCUUUUUAUGGUUUAUAUUACUGUUCUUGUCGGGCAGCCAUGUCUCGUGGAAAGCAUCUUUCUCCCAUGGUCGAAAAGUAAAAACGAUUCUUCCGAUGGCUUUCGUAUCGCAAAAGUACUUUUAGAACUGAAUAAGAACAUUCCAGGUAGUCCUUUUGGAGUAAACGUUACGUGGAUGAAGAACAUGACCAGCAAUAUCUCCGUAGACGAGCGAUGCUUUGGAGAAAACGACAUGCCAUUAUCGUUUGCUUUUCACAAGAAUCAUCCCUAUACUUCUUUUCAAAACGCAAGAGAGCACAUAGACGUAAAAGGCAUGUUUCCUUCUUUGCUUUCGAACAUAUUAGACUAUUGCUGUCAUGGUGGCGCCAAGAAAGUCAAAUUUGCCAAGCUCUUACGCACACCACUGGAGGCGGAAGAUCGUUUUCUAAAUGAGAACGUUAAUGAAUACGAUUUCACCUUUUCGAUCCACGCACCCUCUGAUGCUCAUUCAUUUCGGGAUUAUCCAUUCAUCCCGCUAGUGCGGGCCCCCAGUGUGGUCUUUCUGGCGUAUGAUGGAAACGAAAGAACCAGCAAGACUCACGCCAUUGCUACCACUAUUAUGAAGGCCUGGCCCAUAAUGGUGUUUAUUCUUCUCACAGCAACCUUCUCUGGUAUCAUAAUAUGGUUUUUGGUGAGUUCAGGUUAUUAUAUCAACAUUACUUUCACCCCGCUUUCUCAAAUCGCUCCUUCCCUAAUUUUACAAACAAGUCGUUUUCGCCGUUCUCUACAUUUAUCGUACCCCGGGUUCCAGAGGAUAUUUUUUUCUUUCGAUACUGAUGGUUCGCGGCCAAGCUGCGUCAGCGAGGCACGCAGUGCCGCGGGGGCCUUAUCAAACCGUAAGCAUGGUUUAUUUCAUAUUGGGUAUUUUUAGAACGGACCUCUGGGUAUAUUUAUUGCAUUGCGAUUAUAUGUUACUUAUAAUAAACGAUUUCUAUUUUUUUCUUUCAUGGUGUGUCGAAAAUUUAUAGUUACUUUGUGUCGAUUUGAAAACUGUACUAAAUACGAUUACAAGCUUUUAAAUUUAAUUUUCCGCCUCCUCUUUCACAAAAGAUCUUAAAAAUACUUCUACUGUAGUCAUCCUUUUGGCUUUAUAGGAUCAUCGUCAGAAUCCUCAGGAGUUUCCUCAAUCAUUUAAGAAAGGAGUCUGGGAAGGGUUCUGGUGGGCACUGGUCACCAUGACAACAGUAGGGUAAGUUUUUAAAAGGUGUUAAAUUCUCUUCGGAACAACAAGAAUGCACGGAAUCGUUACUUAAAUUUUUUUAAUCUUUUCCUGUUAUUAUGUCUUUUGGUAUGAAAAGACCUUAUAAAGAAGUCUUUUUGGUGGCUUUCCACAUGACGUAAUCAAAAUUCAGACUAAAGAAUUAUCGACUUUUUGUACUGCCCUGCACCUUUCAUAAGGUAUCAAAGCAGCUAAAAGCUAUAUUUACACAAAUGUUCACUUCGAUAGUGUUCUUAACGUUUUGAGAUAGAUUAACACACUGACAAUGACUUAUUCUGGGGAUUUUGCCAGCUGAAAAGUCAUUUGUAUUAGAAACAGAAUUACUUUGCUGUUUAUGAGUUCCACGAAAGAUGAAUUCAUGCUUUCAUAGCAAAACCCAGUCAGGUGAGAGAUGUUUGAGUUGGCUUCCGGCCGCCAUGUUGAUGCUAAUCACUGGAUUGGACCCAACAUGGCGUCUCCAUACAAAGCUCAAAAAUUUGGGUAAAUCAUUUCUCUAAAUAUCUUGCAUAUAUUAAGUUGUACUGACCUGAAUCUUGAGGAGGGUCUUUACCAAUUUACUUCGUCUAACUUCCCAGAUUCUUAACUAUAUCUAUUGAAACAUUUUUUUAGUUUGUUUUCUGUCUUUGUUCGCUUGUUUUUUCCAUUCCAGCAAUAAUAAUUAUAAUAAAAAAGAACAACGCCUCAGUCACUUGACCAAGGUGGAGACAAGCUUCUUUUUGCUUGUCUUGAUAUGAAUAGUUAUUUAGGGGUGCUCCAACAUCAAGUAUUCUUUAUUUUUCAAUUGUCCACAGCUAUGGUGAUCGUUCCCCCAAGUCCACUCUCGGUCGUGUGUUUUGCAUUUUGUGGAUCAUAACAGGCCUGAUUAUAAUCUCCAUUUUCAUUGCUAUGGUAACAGCAUCGCUUGCAGCUACAACGCACCCUCACUUCCCAAUACAUGGGUCGCUGGUAAGAUAUGCUUGUUUUUUUUUUUUACGAGGCCAAACGAAGUUCAUAACGAUAACAAGGAGCAUUGUUGGGUUUCAUGACAGAGAAUGCUCAACCGUUUUUCUGCAGACUUCCAUUCGGGCAAACACCCUCAAUUCUUACAUCCGCAUCGUACUUUACAGCUUCGAUAGGUUCAAACUUAAAAGCAGGUGACACACGUACAAAAACCCAUGGCCUGGCCAGUACCUAACGCAUGCGUACAUCCAUGUCAACCGGGAAUGCCAUGCUGAUGAGCUCUAAUAACAGCGAAGCAGCUGUUCUAUGGUUACCACUGCCUCCAUAUGGCCGUGGGUUGAUGUGCGUGUCGAUACGUGUGUCACUUUUACGUUUGUCCAAUAGGUUGACUUUACGAAUGUCAUGUUUAACGUCACGUUUAAUUUCUGGCGUUUUAAACCCCAGCGUACUCGUCUUACUCUUUUCACUGCAACAAUUAGAUCCGAGAUGAUGGUGAAGAUCAUCUGAGUGCAAUAAUUUGAUGCAUAGGCUUUGACCUUUUUUACGGGGCGCGAUAUAUUAUAUUAUAUUAUAUAGUAUAUUAACUAAGUGACUCAGUGACAGUCCCUUCUCGCUGGAUGGAAUCAGAAGAAGGAAACCAGAAGACUUUUGAGAAGGUCUGACUGAUAAAAUUUUAUAAAGUGCCUAGAGGCAAACCGUCGCCAAGAGGCUAGCCCUGUUCCACCAGAAUUUCUUCGCCCGUCCCGAAAGAUUUUCCCGGGGUCUACCACAAAAAAGGUGUCUCGUAGACGUUUUACUUUUUAACGUCCCACUGUGUGUGCCCCACCAAAGUCUAACCUAUAUUUUUAAUAAGGCAAACUUUCUUCUUGACCCACUUUCCCCUUUGAUAUUAGACAUGUGAAUCAGUACUGGCGGUGACUCAUCUUUACCCUGUUUUUUACUUCCAGAUUGGAGUAGUAAAUGGAAGUGAAGAAUAUCAGCUAGGAGUGCUGAUGAAUGCGGAAAUGAAAAGUAAGCAAUGAUGAUUAAGGACAAAAUUUAAAGACCGUGUUUUUUUCUGCUACGCAUAUAAGUUUAAGCACGUCUUUAAAGUUUUUGAGGCGCUUAGUUUUUAUGCUGUGAGUAUCGCUCCGAAUACAACUUAUUAUUAAUUUUGAUUACGCAAGGGAAAUAGAUCUAAGAUGGAGCUAAUAAUUCUAAUCAGAAAACGCGGGUAACUCGUACUUUUAAGAAGUAAUUGAGACACAAUUUAGUAACAUUUAUUAUCUCCAUUAACUCCCGUUUUACAAUUUAAAAAGCGCGGAAAUAGACAGUUUUGCUUUAAUAUAUUUACACCAUUACAGUGUCCUGUAACGCAAAGUGAUUAAAUCUAUUUGUCUUUCUCUUAAUUUUAUAGUAUUUCCCAAGAUAUACGAUAUAACGACUGCUCUGUUGAAGUCAGAAAUAGACGGCGCUUUUGUAGAUAGUUUUAUAAUCACAGCGCACCUGAAUCUGAUCAGGAAUCAUCCUGGACUUAGGAUUGAGCGCACGAUUGAGCACCCGGUUACCUACGGCAUGGUUUUGGCUAGCAAUUCAUCCCGUAUGGAAAGCUGCGCUAGGCGUUACGUCGAAAACUAUCCAAGAAAAGUUUUUCAAAAGAUUGCCGAGCAUCUCAAGCCUCUUAAGGUAGGUUUUUACCUCAUUCGUAAUCUGUCGUUACAUGGCGGGCUUUAAGCUCUAAGAAGCUGCGUUGAGUCAAAGUAGAGUCUAAGAUCCCGUUCCAGCCGAAUCGAAUUCAAUGAAUCUAGUUCAUGUGAUUCUUUGAAUUCGAUCGCAGUAAUUGAAUUCGGAUCGUCUCGACCGCAGGGCCGGAUCUAGGAUUUUUUUAGGAGGGGGGUGCACUCGUCUCUUGCUCUACUUCAACACCCUUAAACCACCAUAAUUUUUUUUUUUUUUGCAGAAUACCAGUUGUAUUAGAAAACCGCAGGUCAUCUCGGGGGGGGGGGCGCCCCCUGCACCUUCUCCCUAGAUCCGCCCCUGGACCGUUCUUCCCGCCUAAUGAACCGAGAAUAAAGGAUGUCGAGGGGCGUUGAUUCAGACACCGAACUUCAUAUGACCAGAACGAAAUGCAUAAAUUUUAUAAUGUGGUUUACCGGAAAGCGUGUGUUUUUCCUUUUGAAUGAAAAUCAGCUUCUAAAUGAAUUCAGCUGGCCUAUAAAAUCAGCUUUGAGUCGGCCCAAAUUCGAAUUUGAUUCGCUGCUCAUGUCAGUAGUACAAAGUAAGGCUUUUGAAUACAAAAAGAGGAAAUCUUUUUUUUGUGCCAGAAAAUUGCUUAAAUAGUAAUCAACAAGUAUACCGAUAUAUUUUUUGCUUAUGUAGAUAGUCAGCUCUGACUAUUGUAAAUUUCAAAUAGUAAUUUGUUUACGGUCAAAGUACUUAGGAGCUCAGUUCUGAACUCGUUUAAUAGGAUCCAUACGUUCCAGAUUGAAUUGGAAUUUAGAAGUGUUGGGUUUUGAGGAGCGGGAGAACCCGGAGAAAAACCUCUCGGCGCAAGGCAGAGAACCAACAACAAAGCCUUUAAGAUGAUUUAUUGGUAUUGCGUUGAUUUUAUAGAUUCCAUCGGAUGCCAUAAGCCAGGAACUAAAAGCCGCAGAGGAGUUGUUUUAUGAAGAAGGAGCCUUUAAGAUGAUCGUGUACAGUGGAACAGCCAUCUUGGCGGUGCUUUUUAUCGCUGGAUUAGUUUAUGAGUUUCUAGCCAAGAAAUACUUGCAGCGUAAGUAAUCUUGCAACCUGGUCAUCAAUCAUGCCCAUCUCCGUUCUUCUGGCCAUGGACAGCCUGAAUGGACAACGUCAUGUUUUAAAUUGUUCCUUUUAUAUAGUGUGAAAAACAGGAAAAUAGUCCGUUCCCUUUUUUUUUUUAAAGAAAAGAAAGUAUAUGUUUUUAUGCUUUUUGACCAUACAUUUCACUUUCUGAACAGUCCAAAACAGUGGUUUGUUUCCAAAACGUGAAAAAAAAAAAAAAAAAGUCUUUUGGAGAUGGUACUUAUGACGCAAAAAAAACUAGAGUGAACUCUGGCCUUCUGUAUGCUGUGUUCUUGUUACCGAAUCCAAAGUUUUCUCAGUUAAAUGCAUUAGCUUGGACAUCUUCUUCACCACCACCGUAAUUAAGCUUGUGUUAGUGAGAGAAAUUCGCAUUACAUCUUGACAUAACAAUGACGUGACUUUUUUUACAUUUACUAGUUAUAAUGUGUUUCUUUCAGAUACAUGUAAUAUUGCUGGUUUGUAUGUGGUGUCACCGCGGCCAUGUUGGUGGUCAAGAGGACAAAAGCCAUUUUCAUGUUAUUUCUUCGAAAAGAAUUUUAUUGUAUUGACCACCAACAUGGCACAAACAAAAAACAAACCAAGAGUGAAAAGCACUUAUUACACUGGGACGCCAGACGGCAUUUUCAUCUUCUCGAAAACUUUACUAUUUCCUUUUUUUGAUAGCGAAACGGGCAAGAGAAGAAAACAAUUACCUCAAUGUUGAGAUGACAAAGCAGACCAGUACAGAUGGUCCGCCGCACCAGACUGAGGGAGACUUGGACGAGCUUUUGCAAGAUUAUAAGUCUUUUCAUGACUCAUGGGUAGAGAGGUGCAAGAGGCUUCAUGGGAAACCUUAUGGUUGCUAAGCUUAAGAACUUGUUUCUCCUUCAGCAAGUCAAUUUGAAAGGAAUUUCCCAAAGUAAAACCUUGCCUACCUACCAAACCAGUUUGUUUUCGGGUAAAGUAUGCACUAUUUUGGCAUGCUUGUAGAAACAAUCCUUCGAAAAGCGACUUUAUAAAAGACAAGGUCAGAGUAACACGGAAACUUAAAGACAGUAAAUGUAGCCGAGUUUAGAGAAAAAAAAGCCCUCUUCAUAUUUAACAAUCUCGAUUCUUAUAUCUACAGACUUACAGCUGCUUAUAUACACUGUCAUGUAUGGAAUAUAGACAAAACCUUGUUCUUUAAUGAAAUGUAGGAAAUACCAUGUACUCACGUGGGAAUACUGGAAGUAAAGUCGUUAAAAAAAAAAAAAAACAAAUGAUGAAGCUGGUCGAACGGUAGGAGAACGGAAGCGUAGAAACCCAGCUGUGGAAGUGGGAGUUGAAAGAAAUUACAGCUCAAUGCUCAGCUAAGCUGAAUCAUUGUCAAAAUAAAAGGCGGUGGUUUUUUAUUUCAAAAGCUAAGAGAAGCUGCUUAGGAAACUAGGAUGGUGCACUUGAUCAUAAAGUUAAAGAGGAUGGACUUCGAUAUCUCGCGCUCAAAUAUUUAUCCUGAUGCUGAAAAAUGUACGAAAAGUUCGACCUCAGCCGGCACUCUUGGUAAUUAUUAAUUCCAAAGCUUUAAUAUAAAAUCUUUAACUCCAUAUACUACCGUAGUAAAUUGACAACCCUUAAGGCACUGUUAUAGCGUGACUGAUAAAGUUGUAACAGGGAUCAAAACAUAAACUUAAAACUAUAUGAAAAUAAAAUAAAAUAAAACAUAAACUUUAAUCCGACUUCGCUUGUUUUAUGCAUUCCAACUAAACCAUAUCUGAUAGUACA